This is a messenger RNA of Erigeron canadensis, 5139 nucleotides long. Its product is annotated as pentatricopeptide repeat-containing protein At3g18110, chloroplastic. The record is from RefSeq and is a predicted model, not a curated record. The transcript is spliced from 3 exons. Gene Ontology annotation, molecular function: protein binding. The coding region runs from base 21 to 4553 and encodes 1510 amino acids. NCBI's taxonomy places the organism in Eukaryota, Viridiplantae, Streptophyta, Magnoliopsida, Asterales, Asteraceae.
UGUAAAUCCCAAAUUAGAAGAUGGCCUUUACUUCAGGAAUCUUGGUUUUUGCAACACCAGUAAACAACCCCAUUCAAGAUUCAUCAAAGGUAAGCAAACAUAUCAAUUCUUCUCAAAUUUCUUGCUCAAAUUCAUCAUCUUCAGUUAUUGUUGAACAAGAAGAAACUGUAAAAAAAUUUACUUACAGUAGAGCAUCACCAUCUGUUAGAUACCCAAAUAGUAAUAAUAAUAACAGUAAUUUAAAGCAAACCCAGUUGCCAAUUUUACCUAAAGUUGGUGUCUUUGAGUUUAUAAAUAAUGAAAUUAAAGAAAAGGCGGAGGCUUUGGAAAUAGAUGACAAAACCCUAGAAUCUUUAGGCGGGGCGAGGACUCGGGUGGCAAAAAGAAUGACUAAGUUGGCAAAUGAUAGUAGUUUAAAGAAAACCCAGGUGCCAAUUACACCCACAAGCCCUAAAGUUGAUGUUUUUGAGUUUAGAGAUAAGGAAGUUGAAGAAAAGGUGGAAGCAUUGGAAGUAAAUGACAAGACCCUAGAAUCUUUAGGCGGUCUGAGGAGUCGGCGAGUGGCAAAAAAGAUGACUAAGCUGGCUUUAAAAAGGGCUAAAGAUUGGAGGGAAAGGGUACAGUUCUUAACUGAUAGGAUAUUAGGGUUGAGGCCUAAUGAGUUUGUGGCAGAUGUUUUAGAUGAUAGAAAGGUUCAAAUGACACCUACUGAUUUUUGUUUUUUGGUAAAAGGGGUCGGCAAGUCAAAUUGGCAAAGGGCGUUGGAGGUUUACGAAUGGUUAAAUCUUCGUAACUGGUAUUCUCCAAAUGCUCGAAUGCUUGCGACUAUACUAUCUGUUCUCGGUAAGGCGAAUCAAGAAUCUUUGGCUGUAGAGAUCUUUGAAAGAUCGGAGGAAGGCAUUGAUAGUACUGUCCAAGUGUAUAAUGCUAUGAUGGGUGUUUAUGCUAGAAAUGGCCGGUUUGGGAAAGUUCAAGACAUUCUUGAUCUAAUGCAUGAAAGGGGGUGUGAACCUGACCUUGUUAGUUUCAAUACUCUGAUAAAUGCUCGCUUUAGGUCAACUAAGAUGGAACCAAACAUGGCAUUUGAUCUGCUAAAUGAAGUUAAACGGUCUGGACUGCAGCCUGACAUUAUUACAUACAACACACUUUUGAGUGCGUGUUCACGUGAUUCCAACUUGGAGGAAGCGGUCAAGGUCUACAAAGACAUGGAAGAAAAUCGAUGUCAACCUGAUUUAUGGACUUAUAACUCCAUGUUAUCUGUUUAUGGUAGAUGUGGGCUAGUUAAUGAGGCUGAAUUAUUAUUUUUUGAUAUAAAGUCAAAAGGGUUUGACCCUGAUGCUGUAACAUAUAAUUCUUUGCUAUAUGCGUUUGCUAAAGAAGGGAAUGUGGAUAAGGUUAAUAAACUUUGUGAUGAGAUGGUUAAGUUAGGGUUCGGAGAGGAUGAGAUGACCUACAAUACUGUAAUUCAUAUGUACGGGAAGUUAGGUCAACAUGAUUUGGCAUUUAAACUAUAUAAAGAAAUGAAAUCCCGUGGUUGUGAUCCUGAUGUUGUUACAUACACAGUUCUUGUUGAUUCUUUAGGAAAAGCUAAUAAGAUUCAAGAAGCUGCAAAUGUUAUGUCAGAAAUGAUGGAUGUUGGUAUUAAACCAACCUUGAGAACUUACAGUGCUUUGAUAUGUGGAUACGGGAAAGCUGGGAUGAGACUCGAGGCUGAAGAGACUUUCAAUUGCAUGAUAAAUUCUGGUAUUAGACCUGAUUAUCUUGCUUAUUCGGUUAUGUUAGAUAUUUAUUUGCGGUUUGAUGGUAGUAAGGCAAUGAUUUUGUAUAAUAAUAUGGUUCGUGACGGGUUCACGCCUGAUUUAUCUCUUUAUGAGAUGUUAAUCCAAACUCUGUACCGUGAAAACAAAGAAAAUCAUAUUGAAAAAUUAGUUGACGAUAUGCAGGCAUUAUGCAAAUUGAACCCGCAAGUCAUCUCAUCUAUUUUAGUUAAGGGUGAGUGCUAUGAUUAUGCAGCGAAGAUGGUUAAGCUAGCUGUUUCAGAGGGUUAUGAUUUGGAUCACGAGAAUUUGUUAUCUAUAUUGAGUUCAUAUAGCUCAUCGGGAAGGCAUUUAGAGGCGCUGAAAUUACUUGACUUUUUAAAAGACCAUGCAGUUGGGUCAGAUCAUAUUGUACCAGAAGCUCUAAUUGUCCAUCAUUGUAAGUCAAAUCAGUUAGAUGCUGCUCUGGAUGUAUACAGAAAGAUUGGGAACUCUUAUUUGUUUAAUGGGAGCUCUUUGAUGUACGAAUGUCUUAUUAGAAAAUGUGAGGAGGAUGAACUUUUUCAUGAAGCUUUUCAGGUGCUGUCUGAUAUGAUGUUUAUUGGAAUACAACCUUCAAAAGUUAUUUACACAAAUGUUGCAUUUAUGUACUGUAAAAUAGGGUUUCCUGAGACUGCUCAUUAUUUAGUCAGCCGGGCCGAAUCAAAUGGAAUAUCAGUUGACGAGAUUUCCAUUUAUGUUGACCUUAUCGAGUCUUAUGGGAAGUCAGGCCAACUUGAGAAGGCAGAAAGUGUAGUCGGGAGUCUUCGAUCAAGAUUUCCUGCUGUUGACCGAAAAGCUUGGAAUGCACUGAUACAAGUUUAUGCUUCGAAAGGUCAAUACGAGAAAGCAAGGGCUGCUUUCAAUACCAUGAUGAGGGACGGGCCUUCUCCUACUGUAGAAUCCGUUAAUGGGCUUAUGCAAGCUUUAGUUGUUGAUGGGAGAUUAAACGAGUUAUACGUUGUCGUUCAAGAACUUCAAGAUAUGGGAUUCAAAAUCAGUAAAAACUCCAUUGUUUUGAUGCUUGAUGCAUUUGCAGAAUCUGGGAAUGUGUUUGAAGUGAAGAAGAUAUAUCAUGGAAUGAAGGCUGCUGGUUAUUUUCCCACCAUGCAUCUUUAUAGAGUAAUGAUCGGUUUACUUUGUAGGGUAAAGCAUGUUUGGGAUGUUGAAGCAAUGGUUGAUGAAAUGGUGGAAGUCGGAUUCAAACCUGAUCUUUUCAUAUAUAAUUCUUUACUCAAAUUAUAUACGAACAUUGAAGAUUUUAGGAAAACAGUUCAAAUUUACCACAAGAUUAAAGAAAAUGGCUUUAAGCCCGAUGAGGAUACAUACAAUACUUUGAUAGUAAUGUAUUGUAGAGACCAUAAACCAGAAGACGGGAUGUCACUAAUGCAAGAAAUGGUUAAAGAAGGAUUAGAUCCUAAGUUGAGCACCUACAAAAGUUUAAUUGCCGCCUUUGGUAAGCAACAAAUGUUGGAAAAAUCCGAGGAGCUUUUUGAGAAGAUGAGGCGUGAAGGAUAUAAUCUGGACCGUUCGUUUUAUCAUCUGAUGAUGAAGACAUAUAGAAGUAUGGGGCGCCAUUCAAAAUCUGAAGAGUUGCUUAAACUGAUGAAAGAAGAUGGAAUUGAACCCACGGUUGCUACAAUGCAUCUGCUAAUGAUAUCUUAUGGGAGCUCAGGGAAUCCAUUGGAAGCCGAAAAAGUUCUUAAUAAUUUGAAGUUGAGUGGUGAGACUUUAAGUACAUUAACUUAUAGCUCAGUUAUAGAUUCGUAUUUCAAGAAUCAGGAUUACACUGCUGGAAUUGAAAAACUUGUAAAGAUGAGAACCGAAGGGUUGGAACCAGACCACAGGAUAUGGACCUGUUUCGUAAGGGCUGCUAGUUUCUGCAAGACCACAAGUGAAGCAAUGAUGAUCUUGAACGCUAUUAAAGAUGCUGGUUUUGAUCUUCCAAUCAAGCUUUUGGAAAACUCAGAAUCAAUGGUUUUGGAGAUAGACCAGGUUUUGGAAGAAUUGAAACCUGUGGAAGAUAAUGCAGCACUUAACUUUGUAAAUGCUGUAGAAGAUCUUUUAUGGGCAUUUGAACGUCGAGCUACUGCUUCAUGGGUGUUUCAACUGGCAGUCAAGAAAAACAUUUAUCGUCAUGAUGUCUUCAGGGUAGCCGAGAAGGACUGGGGAGCGGAUUUCAGAAAAUUGUCUGCUGGUGCAUCUCUUGUAGGUCUUACAUUAUGGCUUGACCACAUGCAGGAUGCAUCCUUAGAGGGUUUCCCAUUAUCUCCAAAAUCGGUUGUUUUAAUAACAGGGGUUUCAGAAUACAAUGGUGUCUCUUUAAAUAGUACACUAAAAGCUUAUUUAUGGGAAAUGGGAUCCCCUUUUUUGCCUUGCAAAACAAGAAGUGGGUUGCUCGUGGCAAAAGCUCAUUCCUUAAGAAUGUGGUUAAAAGAUUCGCCUUUUUGUUUGGAUCUUGAGUUAAAGAAUAGUGUUACCCUCCCGGAAACAAACUCAAUGGAGCUUAUGGAUGGAUGUUACAUUAGACGAGGGCUCGUUCCUGCUUUUCAAGAUAUAACCGAGAGGCUGGGGAUUAUCCGGCCAAAAAAGUUUGCUAGGUUGGCUUUAAUGUCAGAUGAGAAAAGGGAUAAAGCCAUUCAGGCUGAUAUAGACGGGAGAAAAGAAAAAUUAGAGAAAAUGAGAAGAUUAGGAAUCACGGUGAAGAAAACUUUUCGAAAUAGGAAAUAUGUAAGGCGGGAUGUGGUCAAACAGUGAUAUGACCAAGUUAGAAUUAUGACUUUUAAGAACACAACUUGAUAUGGACGGUGCUCUUGCAGAAUGUGAUGUUUUUCGACUGCAAUUAAGGCAAGCUACAUUUUGACUUUUCAGACAGUGCUUGAUUUCAACGUCGAUAAAGGGUAGAUUUUGCAGUUUCAAGGGAAAAACUGCUAUCCUUUAUUUAUGAUGUUGCAUUAUGUCUAGUGAUUUUGGUAAUCCAUUUUGAGCCAUUACUAGUCAUUUUAAGGUGAUGCAUAAUUUGGUUAUCAGCCUGAAAUGGGACAUGGUCUAGAUUCUAGAUGAGAUCAGAGUGGAGAUUUUGCUGGCGUUGCGGCACAUUUUUCAACUAUGGGAAUGCUAUCAGCUUCAGUUAAUGGAAAGAACCCGUAGUGCUUUAUAUUCAGCAAAGUGUAUAAUAUAGAAGCUUGUUCUGGUGCCUUGUGAUGCUAAAGUGUAUAGUUUUGAUAUCACCUGUAAGUAAUGUGCCUAUUCUUUGUAGUGUAUCGACAGUAGUGUGAAUUUCACCUACAGUAUGUCUAAUAUGAAAUCCUUCAGGUAUGUGUCAAUGAAAAUUACACUUGAA